This is a messenger RNA of Ixodes scapularis (black-legged tick), 1341 nucleotides long. RefSeq lists its product as uncharacterized. Lineage: Eukaryota; Metazoa; Arthropoda; Arachnida; Ixodida; Ixodidae. The transcript is spliced from 10 exons. Bases 20 to 1255 code for a protein of 411 amino acids. The record is from RefSeq and is a predicted model, not a curated record.
CAUUAAGGACUUUCAUCCGAUGAACAAAAAUGACUUCGAUAAGAACGGAGUAUACACGACGUUCUGGGAGGACAAUGAAAACUCCGAGAACACUGGAUCGUAUCCUUCGCAAGUGCUGCUUCUGGCAAAUUCCGAAGAACUGCAAGCGAAGAGGGCAUCCAGAAGGGUGCGCAAGGCCGUAAUCCACCCUUCAGAUCUUGAAACUGGAGAAGGAAGUGAGCAUGAGGCAACUGCUUCUCAGAAGCAAACAUCCAAACAGGACUUUCGUAACUUUUUACAGGAGAAGAAAAGGCACAAAGUGCACCAGUUGGCAUCUAAGAGCUCUGCCUAUCAGAGCAUCCUUCAAGAGCAUCUGGAAAACUCUAGGAAAAAAAAUGAAGCCGCCUGUGCCGUCCGGGUCUCUACAAACGAUGUCGUCCUGCAACUGAAUCGGACAGCGACAGUGAUGACUAUGUCAUUUCUGCGUUUUCAUGUUGGUUUGCAUUACGAUAGAGGUUUCCAAACUAAGGCAGUGUUUUUCAUUUGUUCAAUUGAGGAGAAACUGGAGUCAAGAAGGCCUAUUCAGUUGCCAGAAGUGCAGGCAGUUCGUCCAGAUUCCCAGCAAGAAGAUCCAUGGAUUCCAAGAUUAAACAGUGGCUGCAUACCACAUCGACACGUCCCGGAGACAAGUGUGCAGAGAGCACGAGCAACACCUCCUCCCAAUCUUCCAGUAAGCUUGGCCAGAGGACCCCCAGAAGUGCCCAACACUGAGCUGCUAGAUUCGCCCCCAAGGGAUCCCCCAAGUAUCCUCCCAAAAGAUGACCAACCCAGGAGCUUCCAAAGAGCCACCUCGGGAUCCCCAUCAGCCACAGUGGAUGACCCUCAGGCUGCGGGUCAUGCUCCUUUUACUGACAUCGGUGGUGGCAGGUUCCACUUGAAAAGGGGCCUGACGGUUGGCAGCAAGCAAGCAAAGAAAGCCAUGGGACAGACGAAGCCAGCGCUAGUAGCAAAGGACAUAUCACAAGCAAUAUGGGGUCGCCGGGGGCUGGCCGAACGAACCUAUGGGGGUAAAUUAGCCCCAAAAGACUAUUACAAGUCUGGUGCCACUGCAAGGAAGGAGAUGACCCCUGAAAAAGUGGCCCUGGUGAUUGAGACAGUGAUAUACUGGGGAUCCCGAACAGGAAUAUCUGUGACACACGCCCUCAAGAACAUGUCUACUAUUCUGUCGCAAAAAAUUCAAAAUGUGCGCAAGAGCAUGAGGCGUUUGGACAUGUGAAUUGAGCAGAGGCGGGGAUCUAAAACAGCUUUUUGUGAGUUAAGGCUCGUUCACACUCUUGCAACCGAGUACGACUGAGAGACAAG